CAAAUAUUAAUACAAACAACAGAAAACUUUAUUAAAAAGUCGCAAAAAUGCCUAGAAGAGAUUAUGGUGAAAGGCACCGCAAAAAGACUAGAUAUUCAUCAGAUUCAUCAGAUCUAGAAAAAAGGUCCAGAUCACGUCGAGAGAAGUCACGAUCUAAGAAAAAAAGCUCAUAUAGAAGUAGCCGCAAACAACGAGAAACAUCCAGCUCAAAUAGUUCUUCGUCACGUAGUCGUUCAAGCAGCACAAGUAGUCAAAGCAGUGACUCAAGAAGUAAAUCACGAACAAAUCAUUCAAGUCGAUCGUCUUCAGUUCAUCAGAAAAAGUCAACAUCAGUGCAAAAAGAACCAGAACAAGUCAAAAACUUCGAUUUGGAUAAUCUUUAUAAAGAAAAGGACAAAAUAAAGGCUUUAGAAGACAUUGAAUCCGACUCAUUUAAACAGGCAGCAUUUAAGCAGUCGUCAUCCAGUAAAAUUAUUGUCGAUCUUGAAAUGGAUAAAAUUAUGCUUCCAGCUACUUCUGCAGCUACUCAAGAAGACGAAAGCUUAAUUCAUCCAAGCUUUUUAGGUGACAGCGAUAAACGAGUUGAUAAAUGGAUUAAAAAGCUCUACACUUAUCGGAAUCAAUAAUUUGCGACAUGCACAGACUGAAAUUUAUUAAUUAAUUUAUCUUUAACAUAUGAA
Molecule: messenger RNA, 680 nt
Organism: Chironomus riparius
Lineage: Eukaryota; Metazoa; Arthropoda; Insecta; Diptera; Chironomidae
Source: the annotation of a GenBank genome assembly